AACACACCACACCAUACACUCUUAAUUCUGCCUGCAUAUCAAUAUCCAAGCCACCGCCUGUAUCCUUCAGCCAUAACCAGCAAUCAAGACACCCACGCCGAAGAACAAAUACCACCACCCGGCAUCAUGCAAACAAACAACAACCAAGAACUCAACCUCACCUACACCGACCCCCAGCCUCGCGACGGCGGAGCACCCAACCCAGGCGCCAUGUUCAGCUUAUCUACCAUGGCCGGCGACGAAGCCCAGCCCCGUGAUGGAGGCUAAGGGACAUCGAGCCAGACUUCACUCAUAUCUCAAUUGCUUCACUCAACUGAUCGAUCCGGCUAUGUCCCAUCAUUAACUCGGAUCAGCGUGCAGGACACCACCACCAACGACGCGCGCUAUGUUUUCAGCUUCGGCACUGUAUUAUUACUACCACCAUGUACCAUCACGACCACUGUUCUUCUAUUUGGCGAUUCCGGCACCUACUUGGAAGCCGCCCUGUUACCACCAUCUGUAUCUGACCGUAUUUUAUUGGAGUUUGGGAUUUCCUUAUCUGCGGAUGAGAUGACUGUUUUCAUACACUAGACAUUUUGGAGCGUUUCCAUUUUUGGGGAUAUGCAUAUGCGGCGUUUUCAUGGGGCUGAGGGCAACCUUACAGCAUUGUUGUCGCUUUGGCGAUAUUCGGCCAGAAUAGAUUGGCACGACAUUGUAGCACUUUUCCAUCUUGUAUUAGAAACGAUUGGCAUCAUAGAGCAUAGAAUCACUGGCGACGCGACUGAGCGCCCAGAAGAAUCACAAUCUUUCAAACCUCAAA
Pyrenophora tritici-repentis Pt-1C-BFP is the source of this 799-nucleotide messenger RNA. RefSeq lists its product as uncharacterized. The record is from RefSeq and is a predicted model, not a curated record. NCBI's taxonomy places the organism in Eukaryota, Fungi, Ascomycota, Dothideomycetes, Pleosporales, Pleosporaceae.